GUCCGGGCACUCCCUUAGAGAUAAGGUGAGAAGCUCGGUCAUCCGGGAGGGGCUCCGAGUCGAGCCGCUUCUCCUCCACAUCGAGAGGAGCCAGAUGAGGUGGCUUGGGCAUCUGAUUCGGAUGCCUCCUGAACGCCUCCCUGGUGAGGUGUUCCGGGCAUGUCCCACCGGGAGGAGACCCCGAGGAAGACCCAGGACACGCUGGAGAGACUAUGUCACCCAGCUGGCCUGGGAACGCCUCGGGAUCCCCCGGGGAGAGCUGGAAGAAGUAGCUAGGGAGAGGGAAGUCUGGGCUUCCCUGCUAAAGCUGUUGCCCCCGCGACCCGGCCCCGGAUAAGCGGUAGAAGAUGGAUGGAUGGAUGGAUGGAUGAACGUAUGUGCAUGCCGUGUCUAAUGGACUUCACUUUGAUUGUUUGCGCUUGCAUUUGAUGAAUAAACAAUUAUGGUAGAAACACAUUAGUGUUUGUCCUUAAGUUCAGGUUGCACAAUGCCUUAGGUGAAGUAUACUUUUGCAGUUAUGGGUACAACAAAUUUCAGUUAUAAUGCAGGACAAAUGUUAGAAUGUCAAAAUUAAGUGUGGAUGUAGUUAGUGACUCAUACUUGUUUUUCGUUGUCGGCACACACAACAUUGUUCUCGCUGAGAGGGUGUCAUCAUGCAAUGCAAAAGAGCUGGCACUUGACUCGAGCAAAGAAAGCAAACAACUUGUCAAAUAGUCAUGAAGCACUAGGCAAGCUGUGCAUGCUGAAGAAACACCAACUUCGUUUGACAAAUGGAUGUGGCUUUCAUUGGACAACGUGACUGACAGCAGAACGGCACGAGACAAGUAUCAGUGAAAUCAAACAUCAAGGAAUGUCGCACACAUGCGCUGCAAGACAACAUUUAUGAAAUACUUUCAGUUGAUUGCCACUACGGCAGAUGACAUGGGUGGAAAUGUGAUGAAGUGGAUUUGUACCAACAGAAACCCAACACAUACACACGGCAGGUUGGACAGACUUACAUGAGGUGAGUCAGUGCGGUCAGGAUGCUGCUUGUCCUCGUUGUCCUCUCCCUAUUCUUCUCUCCGGUGCUGUUAUUGAGCUGCUACGUGUGCAGCUCUUCUCUCAGUAAUGACGAGUGCAAUUUAAGCACACAGGAAUGUCAAGCACCUCUGGACACUUGCAUGACAGUCGUGGACACUUUAGGUCACAUGAAGGCCAUCGUUAAGCAGUGUGCCAGCAGGGCCACAUGCAACGGAGCUGCGUCUACCGCUUUUGUGUACUCUGAUGGAAAUGGGAACGCAGUCAGCUGUUGCAACAGUUACAACUUGUGCAACUUUAGCGGAGGAGAGGUCGUUCACACCCAAGAACUUGUUUCUUUGCUGCCUGCAGGAACAAUACUGUGGUCAUAAUGAGGUCAAGUCACACCGACAUUCGACCGGGGUACUUUGGUUCACAGAUCACUUGAUAUUUGUGUGAAAACGGUUUUAGGCUUUAAAAAAAUAUACACUGUAAAUAAAAUGAAUGCGAUGAAAAUCAGUUGGUACAAAGGCAACCGAGCGUUCUGUAUGACAACAGUUACUCUGCUGCACAAGCUACUACAUUACAUGCCAUCGAUAGCCUCAAAAUUGUCACGUCCCGUGUUUGCCAGC
This is a messenger RNA of Hippocampus zosterae (dwarf seahorse), 1628 nucleotides long. RefSeq names its product prostate stem cell antigen-like. NCBI's taxonomy places the organism in Eukaryota, Metazoa, Chordata, Actinopteri, Syngnathiformes, Syngnathidae. The record is from RefSeq and is a predicted model, not a curated record.